UUUGGCACCAUCCACUCAUCCCACAACCCACCGUCACUAUCUUCGUCUCCAUACUGUCACCAUCAUCUUGACCGUACUGAUACUCUUUGCUUGGAAGGAGCCACAUUCAUUAUAGGUUGUUGAUCAGCACUGGUGGCACAUCCUCCUCCCCUCUUUUCGUCUGAUUCGAAAAGAUCUACCGUUUGGCACUUCCCUUUCUACUGCAGCUAGUCGCCCCAGUCAACCAUUUGCAGAGCCAUGUCCUCCUCUUCCUCAGUCAGCAGUUCUACGGUUUCGUCUCGAUGGGCUUCCAUAGCCGACAGACUGAACCCCAAAAGGGCAGCAUAUGAUGAAGAUUUCAAAUCGGAAUGGCAACAAAUGAGCAAGAGUCAGCGACAGCAACUUUUGAAAGCGGACAAGAAGAAACGCAAGAAACUGCUGGCACGAGGCAAGACAUCACUCCCCUUUACAGCCGAUCCUGACGAUCACUGUGAAACCAGUCCCACGGCCUUCCAGCAUAUUGUGCCCUUGCUGCAGUUGCUAGAGGCGAGACUGAAGAGAAAAAAAGGAGAAAUCAAAAUCUACGAUGGCUACUACUGUGCCGGUGGCACUGCCAAACACCUUAAGGCUCUGGGAUUUCAUCACGUGUACAAUCAACCCGACGAUUUCUAUCAAGUCAUUGCCGAACAUCGAGUUCCCGAACAUGACGUGCUCGUUACCAAUCCACCCUAUUCGGGAGAUCAUUUCGAUCGUCUCCUUCAGUUUUUGGAACAACAACACCAACAACCGUUCCUGUUGCUAUUACCCAGUCACUUUUCCCAGCGCCCUGCCUUUCAAUCCUUUGCACGACGGUGUGUCUAUCUGACGCCUCCGUCACGUUAUCACUAUUGGACACCCGAGGGCCGUCGUCGAGAUGACAACAACAAUAACGAUACUACUACGAAGAAACGAAAACACAAGAAUCUACACUUGGGAAGCCGCAAUUCUCCCUUUUAUUCCUAUUGGUUUCUAUCCUUGGAACCAAUCAUUUCGCAACAAGAACUCCUGACAAUGUACGACAAUGGUCAAUUGGAACUGAUCGAGGGAUGCAAGUUGCACCGAGAACCACCCAGUGUGGAGGGAUCCGAUCAAGUCUUUCGUCCAACAACGGAGGAAGCUGAAACGAAACAGAGGAAACAGAAAAAGAGAAAACAGCUGGCUACAACAACAAAGAAGAUGGACCAAGAUGAUGAGGUAAAUGGUGAAUCAAGCGACAUAGUAGAUGAUGAUCCUUUCCUUCCUCCAGAGCUUCAGCCAGUGGCGUAGACUACAGUACAUGUACGUGCCGCAAUGGCCAUCCGUCCCCUGCCGUACAUCGAAACAGAGCAACCAUGCAAGUGGGAAAGCUCUCAUCAACACUACUGUACAUCUGAUGAGAAGAUUGGGAAGCUUGACGUGGCUUCGGUUCGGAAAAAUAGCUAGUAACACUUAAGAAUUUUUUGUACGAUGG
This is a messenger RNA of Seminavis robusta, 1468 nucleotides long. NCBI's taxonomy places the organism in Eukaryota, Bacillariophyta, Bacillariophyceae, Naviculales, Naviculaceae. The record is from the annotation of a GenBank genome assembly.